Molecule: messenger RNA, 854 nt
Organism: Triticum urartu
Lineage: Eukaryota; Viridiplantae; Streptophyta; Magnoliopsida; Poales; Poaceae
Source: RefSeq, a predicted model, not a curated record
AGAGGGGUGGCGGGCAUGAAAAUGGCAGCACGGCAACAGUCUGGUCUCACGCGUCGUUGCUUACAGGCCAUCGACAGCGACCGCGCCGAUGCCGCGCGGGAUCUCGCGAGACUCGAACGUUACAGCCCGACACAGCCGUGGUUAACGGGCAGAAUACGCGUCCCUCCUGCUAUAAGUACCUACCAAUCCCCUCGCCACCGGCACACACAAGCUCGCAGCUCCCUCACACAGCUUCUACUCGCCACCCCCUCCUGCUCUGCAGAUCUUAGCCAAGGUCUUCCGCCGAUCACCGCCUGCGCCAACCUCAUGGCCCGCUUCGCCGUCGUCGCCGCCAUCGUGGCCCUCCUGGCCGUCACCGCCGCCGCGCAGGCCCCCGGAGUGGCGCCCAGGAUGGCGCCUCUCCCCGCACCGCCGGCGAGGUCCCCGGCCACCGCGCCUGCGCCGGUCGCCACGCCGCCCACCGCCGCGUCGCCGUCCCCGCUGGCCUCUCCCCCGGCCCCGCCCACCGACGCCCCGACCGACGCUCCCUCCGCGAUGCCCCCGUCCGUGGUCUCCGGCACACCCGAGGGCGCACCUGCCGCUGCCCCCAGCGGCACCCCCGCCAGCUCCGCCGUCUACACGUCCUCCGUCAGCUUCGUCGCCGUCGCCGGCGCGGUCGCCGCCGCCAUCGUGUUCUAGACGGAGCGAGGCUCUGCUCUCCGUGCUCUGUUUUCGCGUUGUUUAUACUGGAGAGAUUCUUUCCAUGAUUCUUUGCUGGACCGACUGAGGAGAGGGAUACAUACCACCAUGCGAUGUAAUCUUGUUACGGAUGCAUGAGAUUAUUAUGAAUACAAAUUCGUUUAUUCGUUACCUUA